GUAUGGUUCUCAUUUGUUUUUGUUUGUCAAUUUCUAACCCGCGACAAUCUUGCCUCCGACAUCGCGGAGAUUACGUUUAUUUUUUUCGUUUUUUGUUGGUUACUACGAAGAUGAGCCAUAUUGUUGUCAUCAGACCUUACAAGCCGGGAGACGAGUUUAAUUGUCACGAGAUGAUCAAGGACGGAGUCACCUCCUCGAUAAAUAGUGCCUUUUUUGGGAAUCUUUUCAAAGAAAUAACGUUUCAAGUGAUGAUCCUUAUGGCUGCUAUAAUGUUCAUAUUUUUUGGAAUGCCAUUUACCGUAUGUUUGCUCGUUAUACCUCUGGUUAUUAUUAUGACAUAUGUUGGCACAUACUUAGCAUAUACGGCUAAAGCUAUGGAAGUUGACCAAGAAGUGUCAAACAUUGCAAGAACUUAUAUGUCAAAUGCAUUUUCAUGUUUUUGGGUCGCAGAGGCAUUUGAACCAUACAUGAUGUCUCGCAGUCCAUGUGAUUUCAAUUAUCAGGUUAUUACUGAGAAUCAAUUUCGAGAAUCGAAUAUCGACGUCACUUCGCAAUCCAAGAGGAUUGUUGGAAGUAUUGGUUUAUUGAAGAGUCACAGUCUUGACAAAGGAGCUUGGAUUAAACGUCUCUGCGUGCAUCGUAGCUACCGACGCAAAGGUAUUGCCUCUUGUCUAUUAAAAGUAGCAGUUGAUUUUGCCAUUGAGCAAGGUUACAGUUGUGCAAAUGUUGUGGCAUCAGAACAUACCGAAGGUGGCAGAGAAUUAUGCCUUAAAAAAGGAUUCGAAUUGAAACAAAUGUAUCAUAAACCUAUAGUUGGUUCUCUGAUAACAGUUUUGAUGUAUGAAUUAACAUAUCAAAUCAAGCCGGGGGAUGAUAACUAUGUUAGCUAUCCUAAAAGGCUUUUUUCCUUUAGAUAAGUAAUUUAUUUUUAUAUCAACAUUUAAUACUCAGGUCACAAUGAUCAAGAAACAGAUUUACUGAAUACUCAGAAACUAUUUUAAGCCAAAGUCUGAAAAAGCUUUUGAUGAUUUUUUCAUCAAAGGUUCAAAUUACUAAACCUGAUAGCUUAGUUUUUAUUUAUAAGAGCUUUUUCAUAAAAGUAAACAUUUUAUGACGUAAUGGCUUAAAUAUUAGAAUAGUCGCGUUAAAUGCAUUGCCUUAAGUCUGAUAUUAAUGAAAGUAUUUUCCAGUAUAUAGCAAAAUGUUAUUUAUAUAAAACUUUAUUGAAUAUCUUUAAAAAUCGCAAUUCCUAGAAUUGUUAUAUAUAAAAUAGUAACUUUAUUAGAUAAAUGAAGUGAGUAAGUCUUUGAUUUAGCGCUUCAUUUCCUUCCAGUAUUUUUCAAGGUCAGCUCCUUCCCAAUGUUUCGUAGUUAACUUUGACAGGUACCUAAAUAAAAUAUUAACGAAUUGUUAUUUUUAAAAUGUGAAACGUCAAUCUUAGGCCUAUUAAUUUUAACUCGACUUUAUCAAAUUAGCUGCUUCAACCUACAAAUCUUUGUUCCAAACAAAUACAAACAUAAGGUUCCAAAGUCAAGUCUGAAUUAAUAAACCUAGCAAAAUUUCUAAACAUUAAGGAAAUCAGGGUCUGUACAUUGGGUGUAAUUAUUUGUAAGUACUUUAUCUCUUGAUAAGUUGGAAACUUACCACAAGAUUCAUUAUCACAAUGCUGUUUACAUAUCUUUAUCAAAAUAAUUGUUCAUGUCACAGUACGUCAACUAAAUCAAUAAGAGCCUUCGAUUCCGACAGCUAUUAAGAAAUAUAAAAACCUUUAAAUUGUUCUCUUAUAAGAAUUAACUCUACUUUUAAGCUGAUUUAAUGCUCAUGAGCUGCAAUGUCACUGAUAAUGGUUAAGAGUGAUGUUAUUUACUUUUUAUUUGCAAGCACCUCGGGAGUAAUCUUUUGGGAUCAAUUUAGCAUUUCUGUUUUUCAUUUAACUGUUUACUUUUCAAUCUAAAUACUGUUAAACUGUUUAAUAACAUAAGAUGUCAGUUGGUCAUGAAGGUGGUCAAUGUGAAAAAUUAGUAGACGUAUUUUCAUGCAAUGUUAGUUGACUGUCCCUAUUGAAACUGCCCUUCUGAUACUUACUUAUCUUUCAUAUCCUUUAGAAUCUCCUUUUCCUCUUCCGUUAUCCCGUUGUGAAGCACAUCCAUAUUUAUAUCCAGCUCUCUUAAAUUUUGCAUCCCAAUCAGAUGAGUGGCAACAUCUGGACAUUGGAACGAGUGCCAAACUGCCAAUUUAGUGAAUUCCAAAUCUUUUUCCUAUUGUAAGAAUAUAUCUUUGAGCAUAUGCAAAUGAUUGAUUCAAGAGUAAAUGGUGAUACAAUUUGUUAUGUACCUUGCAAUAAUCUCCAGCUUGUUUGCAAACUUUCUUUACAUCAUCCGAUGCUGGAUGCCACUUUUGUGGUCCUUGACUAGUUAAUAAGCCCAUGCUAGGUGCUGCAGCAUUUAUGAUUCCUAUAUUGCGUUCCUGGAAUUAUAUUUGCAAUUAUUUAUGCGAACGAACAUUAGUCUUAAGUCCUUUGUUAUCAUAGUAUGAACUAAUGAGUGAUGCUUGUGUAAAACGAAGUACCUUGAAAAAUGGAAUGUAUUCGAGGAGUGUAUCGUCUAUGAGGGUGAAUCUGGCGUAAGUUAGGACAACGGCAAUAUUGAUGUUGCUCUUCUCAAUGCAUUCCUUGAGAACAGAUAUGGGAUAGCCAGUGAUACCGAUAUGUCUAGCUCGACCCUCCGCUACUUGACGCGAUAACUCUGGCAAGGUUUGAGUUAUGAUAAUGUCCAGGGAUGGCGCGAAUUCAAUGUCAUGGAUCUGGAAGAGAAAUUCACUAUUAUUAGUUGCAAGUUAUAUAUAUUUUUUUCUAACAAAUUACGAAGUUUUGUUUGCAGCGUUAUUGUCUAUAUUAUAACAAGAUAUUGGAUGAUUACUGCCACGCAUUAUUGAUAUUAUCUCUAUGUGAUAACGUUUCUACGAGAAAAGCAACGUUUUUUUUUAUUUAUCCCUUAAGAUAAUGUUUAUAGGUUUUUCAGGUAUGCGACUUUUGUGAAGCAACAAUUUUUUUAAAAAAGUCUAAUUUACGCUUAACACUAAUUGAUAUUACGAUAAUCAUCGAGAAAACUAACGAUAAAAUACUCAAAAGCAAAAAAGCAGUAUACUCACUUGAAUGACAUCGACGUAAUCGAGCUGCAGACGUUCCAAGCUCUGCUUGACGCUCUGACGGACUCUUUCCAUCGAGAAGUCGAACAUGUUCGCAAAAUCCAGCUCGUACCUUCCGACUUUGGUCCCUAUGUAAUAAGCUUGACGAGGAAUUCCUUUGAGUGCCUGUUUUACAAAAUGUGCAAUCUUAUAUUUGCUAUAUGAAUUUUGUAUUCACUUUAAAUAGGCUAGGCGUUAAUACUUGUAAGAGUAUUUUUUUUCUAAUAAAAAUUUUAAAUGAUUCGA
Messenger RNA from Nasonia vitripennis (jewel wasp), 3432 nucleotides. Its product is annotated as N-acetyltransferase family 8 member 3. The record is from RefSeq and is a predicted model, not a curated record. Gene Ontology annotation, molecular function: N-acetyltransferase activity. Lineage: Eukaryota; Metazoa; Arthropoda; Insecta; Hymenoptera; Pteromalidae. Bases 3 to 917 code for a protein of 304 amino acids. The transcript is spliced from 3 exons.